This is a messenger RNA of Phodopus roborovskii (desert hamster), 7526 nucleotides long. It is a transcript of the gene Cep295, whose product is annotated as centrosomal protein 295. Lineage: Eukaryota; Metazoa; Chordata; Mammalia; Rodentia; Cricetidae. Bases 66 to 7430 code for a protein of 2454 amino acids. Gene Ontology annotation, cellular component: centriole; cytosol; centrosome. The record is from RefSeq and is a predicted model, not a curated record. Gene Ontology annotation, biological process: regulation of centriole replication. The transcript has 30 exons.
GCCCCGGCGGACGCGGGACCAGGCUGCUUCCCGCCGUCCGCUGCCGCCAUUGGCGGGCCGUUGGGAUGACGGAAGUGACGAGGGCCUGGCGAUGGCCGUCCCGCAGGGGCGCAAACGGCUGCUGGCUGGCCGGCCGGCCGCGGACGCCCGGGAGCCGUGAGGCGCGGCCGCACACGCUGCCAGAUCCUUUGUAUUUAAAAUACGUAGAAAUGAAAAGAAAGGCGAUGAACACUGGAAAGCUGAGAUUGAGUCCUAAUGAAGAAGCCUUCAUUUUGAAGGAAGAUUAUGAAAGAAGACGGAAACUAAGAUUACUUCAGGUUCGAGAACAAGAAAGGGGCAUUGCCUACCAGAUAAGAGAAGAUGUAAAACAGAGGAAAAAUCAGCAGUUUUCGCGUUUGGCUGAGGAACUAAGGGCAGAAUGGGAAAAAUCACAAAACCAGAAAGUACAUAACUUGGAGAAACUGUAUUUGGCAAGUUUAAGACAUAUGGGAGAGGGACAUCGACAGGCAAAGGAAAAUGAACCUGAUUUGGAUGCUCUGGCUCAGCGGGCAGCAGAAAGAAAAAGAAAAGCUGAAAUGAGGCAUAAAGAAGCCCUAAAAGUGCAGAAAAGUCAAAAAGAAGCCUUGAUGAAACAGAAAACCAGGCACAUAAAAGCCCGAAAGGAAGCUUUGCUGGUGGAGAAAGAGAGAUCAGCUAAAGUGACCAGGCUGCCUCCUCCUGUCCCAGCCCCCUUUGAGAACAUUGAAAUAAACAGAAUUCCUUCAUUGAAAACCAAUAGUUCUACCUACCAUCACAUUUCCACUUUUGUGAGUAGACAGAUGGGCACAAAACAGCCAGAUGCGCAUUUGGCUGCUGAAGAAGAGGCUCGGCGAUUGGAGGGGCUUCGCAAGCAGGCGGCACACGAGAGGGCGGAGCAGUGCAGAAGGGCACAGGUGCGGGGGUCCCAAGCCAUGAGGACGGCCCGCCUGGCCCACACCCAAGAGAGACUAUUGGAAGAACUCAAACGGCUGCAAAAAGAGGACCUGUCACGUCGGAGACAGACUGUGGCACAAAUGCCACCACGGCUAGUUGAACCGCCAUACAGGCGCAGCGAGGUGAAAGAGGAUUGGCAGCGGGAGCUGGAGUUCGCCUUUGAGGACAUGUACAACGCAGACCGCAAGGUGAAAGGAAACCUGAUUUUGCAUCUUACACCAGAGCCUUUGCCUGCCAUGUCUGAUCAUCUCCAGGACGAAGAACUGGACCUUUCAAUGGAGCGAGAAAGUAGAGUGCCCUUUGGAAUGAAGACCCAACAAAUCCCCUCAAGAGUUCUUUUUAAAAGAUUGUUAAAUAAGAUUCGAAGCCAGAAAUCUCUCUGGACGAUUAAAUCUAUGUCUGAGGAUGAAAAUGAAAUGACUACAAGCAUCAGUGAGGUUGAGAUCGAGAGUAAAGCACCAACCGUGGAGUCGGGAGCCAUUGUCCUUGAGGAAGGGACACUGUCCUCCGAGCAAGAACAAGUCAUGGACAGUGACCGGCUGACGAUUGAGUCUGGACCACUGAGCAGUGAAGGAACAAGGCAGGAACAAGCAGUUGUUGUAAACCCACCUGUCACAACUGUGGCUCAGCGUUCAGUGCUGCUUCACCCUCAGGAAGAAGCAGUCAGAGUUCGAAUGUCAGCGAGGCACAAACAGAUAAUGGAGAUAGAAAGGCAGAAGCAGAAGCAGUUGGAGUUACUUGAACAAAUUGAGCAACAGAAGUUAAGGCUAGAAACGGAUUGUUUCCGGGCGCAACUGGAAGAAGAAGAAGGGAGAAGGAAGAAAGCGCAGCAGCCCGAGGUUUGCCCUGCUCCGAUGUCACAUACUGUGAUCUCUGAUGAGGACUGUCACAGGCAGAUGAUUCGUAACUAUCAGCAUCAGCUUUUACAUCAAAACAGGUUACACAAACGGUCUGUUGAAACUGCCAGGAAACGAUUACUCGAAUACCAAACUAUAUUAAGGGAAAGGUACCCAUCCAUGUCACCCACAUCACUGAUACCUGAUUCUAAUAUAUCAGGACCACCACAGAAAUCUCAAAAGCCUGCUGCUGCAUCAGAGCACUGGGAUCUAUGUCAGAGACCUGCGCAACCCUCACAGAUCCCUGAAUUAGACCAAAGGCGUAUUCAGGCGCUAAGACAGGAUCACUUUCCACAGAGGCAAGGAGAAACAGGUGCAUCAGAGAUGCUAGCCAAGCGGUCUGUGGGGUCCCAGGAACAUCGACAGCAGCUCUCUCAUGCGGAAGCACACCAGAGAGACUAUGAAUUUGUCCCUAAACAUCCUCAUGCACUUUCAAGAACUUUGUCUUACGAUAGGCCACAACUGUUACAGGAUGCUGGCGAGCUAUCGAAACCACUGAGGGCAAUAACUUGUCAGACUUUAGAUCCCCAACAGAUAGCAUCAGAGGAUAGUGAAAAUAUAUCUUCUAAGCCAACCGAGCCCUCCUCAUUUCUCCCACUGGUGCCUGAACGCUCUUUUACUAGUCUCCCCAUUAAACUCGCAUCUGGGAAAGUUCAGGAACCCUUUACAACCAUAAGCAAAAGUAGGGUUUGCAUAAACCAGUCUGUAAUCAGUCAGAUGCACGAUCAGCCUCUCUCAUCCUCAGACACAGUCGCCACCCAGCAGGAUGACUUAAAGUUUCUCCAGAAACAGUUAGAACUGCAGAAGGAAGUUCUUCAAGCAAGACAAGAGGCUCAGGAAAAGCUGGCCUUUUGCGCACAGAAAGAACUGGAAAAGCAGGCUGGUCUUCCAGUAUUCAUCCCGUCAUCAGCUGGACAUUUAUUUACUUCACUGCUAUCUGCCUCAGCUGAAUCAGGAAAACUCCAGACAUUUUCAACAGAAAGUGAUACCACUGUUUCCUCGGGCAAUAUGGACAAGCUUUGGGUUUUUUCACAACCUGUCUUAUCACAGCAAACUAAUUUAGAAUUUCCCCAGGAACAGAUGAGUGUUCAGAAGGAUAACCUUCAGGCUAGGCGGGAAGCCCAGGAAGUCUUGUUGGCUCAUAAACAGAGUAAAGUGGAUGACGUACAUUCUGAGAAGGCUGGGCACUGUUGGUCACAUCAGGUGCCUCAGCAGUCUAGUUCAUUAACAGUGACUGAUAGACUAUAUAGAAAAAUCCAGGGACAGCCUUUACCUACAAGCAAGAAAGGGCUUCUUCCAAGCCAGUCUGAAAUCUCAACAUCUCAGGAUGAGUCUUCAAGUUCUCUACAGCUGCCCCUACCUCUACACAAUAGUUUAAAGUUGCUGCAAGAGCGGCUGGCUACACAGAGCUAUGCAGUUCAGACUAGAGAUGAAGCCCAAGAGGAGUCACGUUUACAUAGAGAAGGAAGUUUGGGAGAUACAUUGUCUGCGCCAGGAAAUUCAUCUUCCUCGGUGGCACCUCAGCAUUCGGAUGCUUCUCGUGCAGUUUCAGAACCCGGGCCCGGGUAUUCAUAUGAGGAGAAUAUGGUUCCCUCUAAUUAUGUGAUCACCGCAGCACUUGCAAAGGAGCCUCUUGGCUUUCCACAGCACAGCCUGCCAAGACAAGAACAUUUUACAACACUCCAGGAACAGGCACACAUUCAGAGGGUUAUACUUGGUGCUAGAAAAGAAACUCAAGAAUAUGCACACGAAGAAAAUGAAUUAGAAAAAGGACUUAGUUCUCAACAAACUGGUUCCUUGUCUUUUCCAUCCCAGGUAGCUGAAUUGGAAAGAUUCCAGGAGUUCAUAUCAGUUAAGGGUGAUAGUACAGGGCCCUUAAGCCUUAAGAUUCCAGGGUUUCAGGAAAGACUGGUUAGAUUUUCACAACAUGCAUUCCCUCUGCAAAAUAAUUUGCAGGAACACCAAGAAUGGGUAAAUACAGAAAAAGAGAGUUUUCAGUUUAAUCCUCAAACUUGGGAAAAUUCAUCUUCUCAACAGACAGGCUUUUCUUCCUUCAUACCCUCAUUAGGACCAUCAUCGUGCGUGUCCUUACCUUCUGCUGACUCUGGUACAACACAGCCUCUCUCAACAGAGAGUGACAGUAAAGUAACAUCAGUCCAUCUUCAGAUACCAGAAUUGCAGGAUAGACUUGUAAGGAUAUCUCAGCUUAUCCAGCCUCAGCAAGACAGUUUGAAGGCCCUUCAAGAACAAUUGGCUACUCAAAGGGAAGCCAUCAUCCAGUCUAGACAAGAAGCUCAUGGAGAAAUACUAAGAGAGUGGAAGGAACGGGUAUACCCAAAGCAGACUGGUUCGCCUUCUCCCCUGAUACCUCAGCAUUCACUUGCUUCAUUCCCUCUUUCUGACUCUGAAAGAACACAAGAACUUUGUUCAACCCUCAGUGAUGAUGCAGCAUCUUCAGGUUCUGAGAUGCUGGGUUUGCCCAGCAGGGCAUUGGGUUUAUCACAUACUGCUUUAUUUCAGCAGAAAGAGAACCUCCAUGCACAAACAAAUUCUUCCCAUUCUACUGAGAGCGUGCAGGGAGAGAUGAUGUUUACUAGACCGAGUGAACAUUUUAUCCAACCUCCUCAUGGUGACUCGAAGGCAUUUCAACAGCAGUUAGAUGUGCAAAUGACAGCCAUUAGGUCUGUCCAGGAAAUACAAGAGGAACUACUUUUGCAAAGGUUAAAUAACUCGGAGCAAAGAGUAUCUUGCAAACAGACUAGUUCCUCUUUAUUCUCACCAUGGGUAGCACUACCUGUUGCCAACUCUGACAGGACUCUGCAGUCUUUCCCAACCAAAAGGGAUAAUGCUGACAUACCCAGCUCCCAUGGUGAGCAUCUGAGCUUUUCACAGCCCCUUCUACCUCAGCAGGAUAAGCUGACAAUGCAGAUAGACUUGGAAAUGGUGUUUCAUAAAGAACUGCUUUUACACAAACAAAACAGCCAGGACAAAAGUGACUCUCCUGAGCAUGCCACCCCAGCUUUGUCUCUCUCCAAGGAAACAGAGCAUCCAUUCAUUCCAUUACCUUUUGCAGAAGCUAAAUCUAAAAGCAUUUGUGAGUUGUACUUACCUAAAAAAGAGCAUGAAGCUCCUUCUAGUGAUGCUGUGAUCCCAAGAUUGCAGGACAGACUUUUGAGUUACUCCCAGCCUGUCUUAACCCAGCAAGACAACAUGAGUCUUCAGAAGCAGCUGAGUCUACAAAGGGAAGCUCUACGUUCCAGGCAGAGAGCCCAAGAGGAAUUACUUGUUCAGAGACAAACAGCCUUGCAGCAGCAAAUCGAAAAACACAGAGAGACUCUGAAAGAUUUCUUGAAUGUCAGUCAGGCAAGGAAGCCCACAGGUGAGGAUUACUUGAAAAUGCACGGCCCCGCCUGGGACCCUGAUCAGGAGAGCAGUAGCGGUGAGAGUCUGGGCAAAGAACUAAGUGGUAGAGCCUCUAAGCCACCUGUCUCCAAAGUGAAGUGUGGUUUGGACUUAGACCAGCAUGAGCUUAGUACUAUCCAGGAGGUGGAGUCACCAGCAAGUGGUGGCAGGACCCCUGUGCCAGGUAAAUCAGAUUUUUAUCAAGACCGUGACCCCUUAAGGGUCUCAAUAAGCAGAGAACAAAGUUUUCUGGGGAGUCCAUUGGCACGUGAUCCGUUUGGUUGUCAUCAGCCUCCUGCCCAGAACAGCAGAAGCCAUGGGUAUGCUGAAGCAGUUAAAGUUGAGGAAUCUGAUGUUGAGGAUCAUGUGGUAUUGAGUCAUGCUGCCUCAGAAGAAGCGCAUACAUCUCUGGGUCCAAUUGUGAAGCUGGAUGAUAAGGCUGAAACACAAGAGAUUUCUCAGGAGCCAUUAUCUUCAGUAACUGUUUCUACUGGAAGCUUCUUAAGUUAUGAAAUCACAGAUUUGAGCCUUACAGACCCAGAGUCAUUUUCGGAGCAGACAGAGCAGCAGGAACAGGAGUCUCCCAGUAAAGAAGAGGAGGCCGCUCCUCUCAGUUGUGCAGCCCCUUCAGCAGCUGUCACUUGUCAGCUGCUGUACUACUUAGAUGCUGAUGACCCUCUGCUGUCCAUGGAGGAAGAAAGGGCGUCCCACCACACUCGUGCUGAGCACAUCGUAGACAAGGGUAGAAAUGCAGCGAAUUUGAUACCUGAAAAAAGAGACUGGCAGGUUCCAGCAGUGAACCUUGGCUUUCCAGAACUGGAGCACGCAUUUCCACACUUGCAUCAUCAGCUCUUUCAACCAUUAGAGCCAUAUCUAGAUUUUGACUUAUCGUCAUCCUCUGGGAUUUCUCAAGACAACAGAGACUUUUACCAGAGCUCUGAAUCUUCGUCUAAAAAACACCAUGUUAAGACAAGCACAGGCGGUUUCACAGACCCGAGAGUCUGCUUGCAACCUGCUGGUAACCCUGCUCGUGCUACAGCUCAGAGCUUUACUGCUGAGGGAUCUGAACAAUCUUUUCAACAGCUUCUACCAGAAUUCUCUUCACAGGAAAGCCAACAUGCUGAUUUGCCAAGUAUUUAUAGCAUCGAAGCAAGAGGUACUUCCCAGAGCAUGGAAAACAACUAUUGUGAGCAGAGUGAAAUACUACAAAAUAAGGAAAAAAGUGUUCAUUUUCAGCCCCCGACAGAGAAUCUGAGUGAUCAGUCACAGCUGCAGCACAGAGCUCCAUGUGGCUCUACCUCUAGUGAGUGCUCAGUAAAGCAGUUAGGAAGCACAGAAGAAAGGCUGGGCUUUGAAGAGCUGUCAAGGACAGUGGUUACAGUGUCACAAAGACUCGGGGAAGAGGACAGUGGGGCUCUAAGUGCACACGAAGACACAGACUCUAAGGGAACGCCACUAAGUACUGAAAAUGAAAAGUCUGUCCAGGAGGUAAUUACAACGGAAACUACCAAAGCUGCAAGAACACAGUCUCAGCUAACACAAGCACAGCACAUCGUGGACUCUGAGUCAUUUUCUUUUCCCAGCUUUAUUCCAAUCUGGGAGACAGAAUCUGGCUACGGUAUAAUGGAAGAACCAGAUCUCACUCUGCUGAGCACCAGUGAUCUCAGCAUCACUGAAGCAGACCUUGCAAACUUAACCCUUGAAGACAAAGACAGUGGAGCACAGAGCUGUUUCCAGGCAGGUGCAUCUCCGCCUCCUUUACCAAACACCUCUGGGCAUGGAGCUGCAUCAGAAGAGCCUUGUGUGGAUCAAACCCAAGUAGCACCUUCAGCCACACGAACGGUAAGGAAAAAGUCAUUUAUGGAACGAUCCUACCAAAGACAGAGAGAGAUGCGAAAUAAAGCUCAACUCCCUCGAACAGGUUCUCCAGUGAGCCGCCUGAAGGGUGUGAGUAAAGUGAGAGUAUCUCUCCCUGAAGACAGAAAGACCACACAAGCCCUCAUGCACCAAAGGGCACUAAGGUUAUAUAGACAGUUAACUGAGGUAAAACAGCAAAGAGAAGAAAAAGCGAAGCAAGAACUCUGGGCCCAAAAUAGAGCAAGGGCGAAAGAAUUUCAUAAGAAAACACUAGAGAAACUUCGAGCCAAAAAUACAUGCUGACUUCCUACAAACUGUGUAAAGGGUUUUUCUUUUAGUUUUAUACAUUAUACAUUAGACAGAAUUAUUUAUAUAAACAAUAAAUUUUUAUUUAAGGGG